AUAAGCGUGUGGGGAAGCUUCCUACCUAUUUCCACACGACUUGUAUAUAAAUUGCUGCUUCAGUCCUCACCUCUGUACGGAUUUCUCAACAAAUCCUCCAUGAUUUCAAUUCUUCCCUAAUGUUUCUGAAUUUUCGUCUCCCAAUUCGAUCUCCAUAGCCAGCGACGAAAUCACAGAAUUAAAAGCAUGGCCAGAACACGAGGCAUCUCGCUGAAACACCGCGUCGCCGCAAUUUUCCGGCGGAACGCCUCUCCACCGCAACGCCGCAAAUCCAGCGGGAUGAUCGGGUGGGCUCACAAGGUCGGGUCGAAAGUGAAAUCGGCGCUAGCGCAGGCGGCGGGCGGGAAAUACAAGCGGGAUCCGAUUUUAGGGAAGCCAGUACCCGUUCCGAAGGGGCACAUGGCGGUGUACGUGGGGCAGAGCGACGGCGAAUUCGAGCGGAUUCUGGUGCCGGUGGUGUAUUUCAACCAUCCGUUGUUUGGGGAUUUGUUGAAGGAGUCGGAAUAUGAGUUCGGGUUCAAUCAGCCGGGCGGGAUAACUAUACCUUGUCGGAUCGCGGAGUUUGAGCGUGUUCAGACCCGGAUUAAGACGGGUCACUGUACCCGGAAGUUGGUGAGAUGGAAGAGUUUGACGCCUUGAUUUUUACUUUUAAUACAGAUUUGUAAUUACCCUAGCAAGCUUUUUUCUCCCUUUUUCACUUUUUGUUACGUUUUCUUUGUUACAUAGAAAUAUACGCACCUUUUUCAUGAUACUA
Messenger RNA from Salvia splendens (bonfire salvia), 754 nucleotides. Its product is annotated as auxin-responsive protein SAUR36. The coding region runs from base 187 to 639 and encodes 150 amino acids. Lineage: Eukaryota; Viridiplantae; Streptophyta; Magnoliopsida; Lamiales; Lamiaceae. Gene Ontology annotation, biological process: response to auxin. The transcript has a single exon. The record is from RefSeq and is a predicted model, not a curated record.